ACGCGUAGCGUCGCUGUCAUCAGCGACGAUGUGUGCCACGACUCCGCCCACGCCUGCUGCGCAAUCGGACAGAUAACAGACUGGCUUGAUGACAACGCUCCCGUGCACUCGCAAGUGACUUUUGUAAGCGAUGGAGCAGCGAGCCACUUCAAGAACAAGUAUCAGCUACACGAGUUUAGAAAAUUAGAGUACCCUGCAGCCAAAUGGCUAUUUUCCGCCACUGGGCACGGCAAAAAUGCAUGCGAUGGCGUUGGAGGGCUUGUGAAGCAUCAGGCUACUCUAGAAAACCUGCGACAGCCGGCAAGCAUGGCAAUCCAAAAUGGACAAGACAUGUCAAGAAUACUGUCUCAGCAUCUCAAAGGGGUCAAGCUGCUCUACUUGGAUGAAACUGAACUUGUAGAGUUCCGGAACCGGGAGAAGGAAGAGUGGAGCAAUGUGCGAGCCGUCCGUGGAAUUCAGAAGUGGCACGUAUGGCGAAGUCGCAGAACGAGGCAGAACUCGGAACUAACUGUUUUUCGGACCGCAGAAAGCGCAACGACGAUCACUAUUUCAUAACCGCUGCUUGAACAUGUUGAGUGUCUAUGCAUUUUUAUUUAUUUUACAACAAUGACAGACGACGCAUCAAGAGACAGCCGGAACGAGUGGACAAGCCAAGGUGUCAGCGAUUUAUUAAAACAGUCACAUAAAGAUGUAGUAAAAGCGCUGAUCCUCAAUCCCACCGAGGUGUUAUGUUCAGUU
Messenger RNA from Ixodes scapularis (black-legged tick), 738 nucleotides. RefSeq lists its product as uncharacterized. The annotation marks the transcript as partial. The record is from RefSeq and is a predicted model, not a curated record. NCBI's taxonomy places the organism in Eukaryota, Metazoa, Arthropoda, Arachnida, Ixodida, Ixodidae. The transcript has a single exon.